Messenger RNA from Pediculus humanus corporis (human body louse), 699 nucleotides. RefSeq names its product Ran-specific GTPase-activating protein, putative. The transcript is spliced from 8 exons. The record is from RefSeq and is a predicted model, not a curated record. Gene Ontology annotation, biological process: nucleocytoplasmic transport. The coding region runs from base 1 to 699 and encodes 232 amino acids. Gene Ontology annotation, cellular component: cytoplasm; nuclear pore. Gene Ontology annotation, molecular function: GTPase activator activity. NCBI's taxonomy places the organism in Eukaryota, Metazoa, Arthropoda, Insecta, Psocodea, Pediculidae.
AUGUCCGAUACGGAAAAGGAAUCUACUAACGAAAAAGUUAAAAACAGCGACAAUGAUACUUCAACUGACGGUGAACAUGAUCCUCAUUAUGAUCCUAUAAUUUCCUUGCCAGAAGUUGUGGUUUCCACACUCGAAGAAGAUGAAACUGAAAUGUUGUGUUUGAGGGCUAAGCUUUAUAGGUAUGAUGCUACUGAAACACCACCUGAAUGGAAAGAAAGGGGUACUGGAAAUGUUAAAAUUUUACAUCAUAAGAUUAAUGACACUGUCAGAAUAGUAAUGAGAAGAGAUAAAACUCUUAAACUUUGUGCCAAUCAUUUUAUUAUGCCUCAUAUGAACCUACAACCGAGUAUUUCUUGUGAUAGAGCUUGGGUUUAUUCUGCUAAAGAUUAUUCGGAUGCCACAAUGAAAUCAGAAUUGUUAGCCAUUAAAUUUUCUAAUAAAGAAAAUGCCGAAAAAUGGAAAAGUGCUUUCGAUUCAGCCAAAAAAAUAGUCGCCAAAAAUGAUUAUUCUAAAGAAGAAACACCUGUGGAAGAAAAAUUAUUAACAAAAGUUCCUCCAAAGUUAAGUGAUACAUUCGAAGAAGAAAGUAAAAAUUCAUUGCCUGAUAAAAAAGAAGAAAAAGAAAUUAUUGAUUCUGGAAAAAUAAAAAACGUGGAAGUUUCGGAAAAACUUUCAUCUUUGACUUUACAGUGCAGUUAA